Messenger RNA from Prinia subflava (tawny-flanked prinia), 2534 nucleotides. RefSeq lists its product as uncharacterized. The transcript is spliced from 2 exons. Lineage: Eukaryota; Metazoa; Chordata; Aves; Passeriformes; Cisticolidae. The record is from RefSeq and is a predicted model, not a curated record. Bases 1076 to 2119 code for a protein of 347 amino acids.
UAUACCACCAUUAGGCAGGGACCUUCUGAAUCAUUUGUUGCCUUUGUAGAGCGGCUCACCAGAGCAGUGGAAGUUCAGGUUAAAACAGAAAGUGCACGGGAAAGUAUUAUAGGGGAGCUUGUUUUCGUUAAUGCUAACGACCUGUGUAAACAGGCAAUUUUGAGUCUUCCCCUAGAUCCGCCCCACACUCUCCAGUCCAUGCUCCAGGUGUGCCAGAUGAAGGUGCCCUUCCUUGCCCGGAGGAACCCACCACCACCCUCCCAGGCAGCUUUUCCGCCCAAGGCUGUGCGUGCUGCAGAAUCAUCCCAACAGCCUCGACAUCGUCCGCCUCAGCGGCGACUCUCCUUCGGCAACCGCCCUGGUCACUGCUUCUUCUGUAAAGAGGAAGGACACUGGACUGCCAACUGCCCUAAGAAACCUUCACUACAGCGGACUCAAAAUACACCUCCGGGAACGCCGGUGCCUUCCCAGGCACAACAAAAAAACUGAAAGGGGAGCGCGGGUCCACCCAGCGCGACGACCCCAAUCGGGUGGACCGGGCAGGGAACUUCAAAGGGGGUCAAUUGGAUGGACAAUUUACACCAGACUCGACAUCACCUGAACAUGAUAUAGCAAAACCUAUUCUCACUACCUCUUCCUUUUUUCAACCCUACAGGUUGCAUCUCACAAGACCAUUGUACCUGACGGAUAGGGACUUUCAUUUCGUCACCAUAGACCCAAGGAAGUUGCAUCGGUGGCCAAUGACCGGCGAAGUUUUGUUUUUCAGACCCGGACCCAAGAUGCUAAGCCUCCCGACCGUGCUCUUUCUGACCAAGCUGCUAAUAUUCACUCAGGCUUGGACCGUCCCACAGCCACGAGCCAACGUGUGGGCUCUGCUCGCGGAAUCCAUGGGACAGGAUCACAUCUGUCUCAAUCAAGCAUCAGCCUCAGACCCGAUGUCCACAUGCUUCAUGGGGAUUCCCUUUAAACAGUGGGAAAUGCCUGAAAGACUUCUCCAUUUUGCCCAUUGCAUAACUAAGACCCCCUAAGUUAAUCCUUUUAUUGGUGGAGGAAUUUUGUGCUUUCCCUGCCAAAUAUGAGGGAGGAACCCCGAGAGCUGCAGCUCCUCGGAGCGACUACAGCUCCCGCCUGCAUUCGUCUUACCAAUUCGGCCGACGCUUUAGACAACCGCACCAAGCACGUUUUUCAAUCUAAAGUGCUAGAUAGAGCCCACUCGUGGUGCAAGAAGUUGGCCAAGGGAGUUCUUCCCCCUCAAAUUCACAACCACCCCAAAAGGUUACCCGAGGGAGUCUUUCUGAUCUGCAGAGAUCGGGCUUGGGCAGGUAUCCCCUCUCGUCUUUCUGGAGGUCCGUGCACCCUAGGGAAGGCAGGGCUGUUCACACCCAACAAGACGCAAAUUAUGGAUUGGAAAGAAAAGCAAAAGAGACAAAGUGGUGCACAUGGAUUGGCAGUUUCCAAAAGAGACCUUAGAAAAUUAGACCCAGAUUGCGAUUCAGAAAUUAUUCAUUGGAACAAAACUAAAGAGGUUGCAAUCACAAAUUUUGCCCCAUGGGUCUCCUUUGCUAAGGCCGUGGGGGAAUUGGGACAUUUAAAAUGUUGGGUGGCGAAACAAGCAAAUUUAACCUCCAAAACCCUAUUCAACCUCCUGGAGGACGAGGAAAUAAUGAGGCAAGCUUCCCUCCAAAAUCUGGCAGCCAUAGACUACAUCAUACUUCUCCAUGAUCACACGUAUGAGGAGUUUGAGGGUCUAUGUUGUUUUAAUCUGUCGACUCGGGCUGAGAUCACUCGAAAACUCAUUACACAGAUGCAAGAUAUGAUCAGUGACAUCAAAAGAGAGACAGGUGACUGGAUGAGCAACAUUUUUAAAGGUUGGGGUUUAUCUGGAUGGGCCGGGUCCAUUUUAAAAACAUGUCUGUUGAUUUUGUUUAUUAUUUUAAUUGUUUGUCUUGCUUUCGGACUAAUCAGGAGAUCGUUAAUUAAGUUAGUUUUAAGUUCCGCAUCUACCCCCUCUCCGGCUGCUGCUCGGGUCGCCAAGGCCACGGCUCCUGAAGACGAGUUGAAGGAGCUUGAGAAGGAGCUUGAAGAAGAAAGUGACGGUGAAAGCCUCGCAGACGAUUAGUAGCCAGCUCAACAACCUUGAUCCACCAAAUGUUACCUGGACUUUGAGCAUCUGCCAGACCCCCCUCACUUCUGUUCUUUUUAGUAAAAAGAAAACGGGGAGAUGUGGCAGUGUGUUAAUUUAAUCGGUCAUGCUUUGUAUACUUUUGUACUUGUUGGGCUCUCUGUACCCCACCCCUCGAUUGUUCCUUUGUUUAACUCACAUGACUCCUGCACCUGUUAUGCAGCACACGGUUAGCUGCCUGUCAUUUCUCCCGCCUUUGCAGGGUCCCUCCUAUUCUCCCCUGAUUGGUCCAAGUUAUGUUCUACUACACCCAUAUCCCCUGGCAACCUGCCCCGGUUGGCUGGCAGUGGCUGGCCACCCCCUUUGCCCCCCCUCCGACUCGCCUCAGACGAAAACUCCCCGCACCCCUCUC